Hypoxylon fragiforme is the source of this 468-nucleotide messenger RNA. RefSeq lists its product as uncharacterized. NCBI's taxonomy places the organism in Eukaryota, Fungi, Ascomycota, Sordariomycetes, Xylariales, Hypoxylaceae. Bases 1 to 468 code for a protein of 155 amino acids. The record is from RefSeq and is a predicted model, not a curated record. The transcript is spliced from 3 exons. Gene Ontology annotation, cellular component: mitochondrial large ribosomal subunit. Gene Ontology annotation, molecular function: structural constituent of ribosome.
AUGCGAUAUGUCGAACUCGCAAAGCAGUUGCACCCACGCCUGCAGCGCUUCUUCGCCAAGUACCCCCCAAACCAGAUCCUCCCUACCUCGACGAGAACGAACACAAUCAAGGAUGGUGCGACACCGAAUCCUUUCUUACCACACAAACACCCCAUCACCGGAAAGUGGCACGAUCCAGAGUUCUCUCUAAGGCGGCAGGCCGAGCUGUCGAAGCUUGCGAGAGAGCAAGGGGUAGAGGAGUUACUGCCCUUCACAUCAAAGGGCACCGAGACGAGAAUACGAACCAGAGUCGAGUACGGUUUGCAAGUUCGUGGUACUGGUGUUGGCCGAUCUGUCAAGGGUCACUUGCAUGAGAGAAUGUUGGGUGUCAAGAUGGAAAAGAGGAGAACGGCUAUGCUGGGUAUGCCGAGACUCGUCAGGGAAUGGCGGAAGAUUGGAAAGGGCAGAUGGAACAAGUACCCACGAUGA